Arachis stenosperma is the source of this 438-nucleotide messenger RNA. RefSeq lists its product as uncharacterized. The transcript has a single exon. The record is from RefSeq and is a predicted model, not a curated record. Bases 1 to 438 code for a protein of 145 amino acids. NCBI's taxonomy places the organism in Eukaryota, Viridiplantae, Streptophyta, Magnoliopsida, Fabales, Fabaceae.
AUGGGAGUAGCUAGGUGUUCAACGCCCACUGAGGACCUUCCUAUGGAAGAAUUAAAAGAAACCAGAACUCAUGAGGAGACUAUAGAGGUUCCCUUGAAUGCCUUGUUGCAAAUUAUAGACUCUGAAGAAUACUCCUCCUUCGAUAAGGAAGAGGAAACUAGGGAAGAGCAAGUUGCUCGGUACUUAGAAAUUCUGAUGAAGCUGAAUACCAAAUUAUUUGGAAUAGAGACAUUGGAGGAAGAACCUCCAGUGCUCACCAAGGAACUCAAUGCCUUGAUUCAGCAGAAACUACUUCAAAAGCUGUCGAAUUCUGGACGCUUCCUAAUCCCGUGUACCAUAGGGGCAAUUACCUUUGAGAAGGUUUUAUGCGACCUAGGGUCAAGCAUAAACCUCAUGCCUCUCUCUGUCAUGGAGAGGCUAGGAAUCUUUGAGGUUUAA